Molecule: messenger RNA, 1812 nt
Organism: Akanthomyces muscarius
Lineage: Eukaryota; Fungi; Ascomycota; Sordariomycetes; Hypocreales; Cordycipitaceae
Exons: 1
Coding region: 1-1812 (603 amino acids)
Biological process (GO): lipid metabolic process; phosphatidylinositol-mediated signaling
Molecular function (GO): phosphatidylinositol-4,5-bisphosphate phospholipase C activity
Source: RefSeq, a predicted model, not a curated record
AUGUCCGACCUCUCGUCACGAUUUCAAAGCCUUCGCGUCUCCCUCAAGGGUGGCGAAGUCGUCGAUGAGGAUCUUGGCGGCGCCAUCGGCCACGACUCUGUAGGUGGUGGCGGCCGCAGCACCGUCCGCGCCGACCAUGAGAUUGCCAACCUGCGCGUCAGCCACGCCCUGCGAUCCUUUCUCGUCGACCGCGGCGUUCUCUCGAAGCAAGAUGCCAAUCUUGACGAUGAGAGCGACGACGUCCGCACCCCGGCUCUCACCGCCCUGCUCGCCCACGGCGACUUUGUCGCGCCCCCGGAGCUCGUCGACCGCGACCACCCGCUGCCUGAGUACUUUGUGAGCUCCUCGCACAACACCUACCUUAUGGCACACCAGCUCUUCGGCAAGUCUUCCGCGGAGGCGUACGAGACGGCGAUCCGCACCGGCUCUCGCUGCGUCGAGAUUGACGCCUGGGACAAUAGCGACGACAAGGACGAGCCGAAGGUCACCCACGGGUACACGCUGGUGUCGCAUAUCUCGUUCCGCGCCGUAUGCGAGACGCUUCGCGACAUGCACGACGAAGAAGCCGCCAUCACCGCCAAGCAUCCCGACCACGGCCCCACGCCGAUUCUACUGUCCUUGGAAAACCACUGUGGCCCCGAAGGCCAGAAGCGGCUGGUCGAAAUCAUGCAUGAGGUCUUGCAACAUCGUUUGCUUUCGGAGCCUUUACGCCAGGAGCUUGUCGAGCGCCAUGCCGAGGAACACCAGGCCGAUGGCCGCUCGCACGACCCAGCUGAGCAUGUUACCCUCAGAGAGCUUGGUGACAAGAUUGCCGUCAUUGUCGAACACCACUUUAGUGACGAUGUCCUCGACAGCGACUCUCAGAGCGAGGACGACGAAGACGAGGAAUUUCAGGAAGCUGAGCGAAGGGCUCGUGAGGCAUACAAGCUCAAUAAAAAGAACGAGGCCAAGACCAGCUCCGUCAUUGUCCCUGAGCUCGCCGCCCUCGGCGUGUAUGCGCAAUCUGUCAAGCCCCGCGACAACUCGUGGUUUGACCCAGGCGAGCUUCUUGACGGGCCUCACCAUCACCUCAUCAACGUUUCCGAGUCCGGUCUCUCCGGCCACCUCCCCGCCAACACGGCCAGCAUCGCCGUCCACAACGGCAAGCACCUCAUGCGCGUGUUUCCCAAGGGCACACGCAUCAGCUCCUCCAAUCUCAAGCCCGUGCGCUUUUGGGGCCUCGGCGCGCAGAUCUGCGCCCUCAACUGGCAGACCUUUGGCACUAGCAACCAGCUCAACGACGCUUUAUUCGCCGGUUCCGACGGCUACAUCCUCAAGCCGCCCGCGCUGCGGCAAGGUGGCAGCGGGUCCCUGGCGACAGGCCGCAAGAAGCGUUUGCGUCUGCACGUCGGCGGCGCGACCGACAUUCCGCUGCACGCCGACCGCGAAGGUCAUACGCUCAAGCCAUACCUAACGUGCACGCUGCACAGCGCGCUGGCCGAGAGCAGCAGCGACACUCCGAAGCGCAAGACGGAGGCGUACAAGCACCACAAGCUGGGCUUCCUCCACAAAGGCGCCAACCCGCCCAACACAGAUCCCAUCUGGGACGAGACGCUCGAGUGGACGUACGAGGACAAUGAGUUGGUGUUUCUGCGUAUGCUCAUCAAGAGUGACGACGCGUGGGCGCGCAACCCCAUGUUUGCCGUGGCGGCGGUGCGGCUGUCCUAUACCAGGCCGGGAUGGACAUUUGUGAGAAUGUUGGAUAUGCAAGGCAGGGAGACCAAAUGCACAGUGCUGCUGAACUUUGAUAUUCAGGAUGUUUCUGCUGCCUAA